GUUCUUCCCUUUUACAGCCUGGGUGAAAAGAAGCCAGUUCAUAAUGGCCCAGGGAUCCAGUGACAUGGAAACAGCUGAUCAAGAGGAGAGCUCUCCAAAUAUGAUUGUUUACAGAAAAAUUGAAGAUGUCAUUACAAGAAUGCAAGAUGACAAAACAGGUGGUGUGCCCAUCCGAACAGUCAAGAGCUUUCUCUCAAAAAUCCCCAGUGUUGUCACAGGGACUGACAUAGUGCAGUGGCUCAUGAAGAAUCUCAACAUUGAAGACCCAGCUGAAGCAAUACAUAUGGGAAGUCUCAUUGCAGCACAGGGAUACAUUUUCCCAAUCUCAGAUCAUGUACUUACUUUGAAGGAUGAUGGGACUUUCUAUCGCUUUCAGGCUCCAUAUUUUUGGCCUUCAAAUUGUUGGGAACCAGAAAACACAGACUAUGCCAUCUAUCUUUGCAAGAGGACCAUGCAGAACAAAGCGAGGCUGGAGCUGGCGGAUUAUGAAGCCGAGAACUUGGCAAGACUCCAGAGAGCUUUUGCAAGGAAGUGGGAAUUCAUCUUUAUGCAAGCUGAAGCUCAAGUGAAAAUUGACAGAAAAAAGGAUAAAACAGAAAGGAAAAUUUUGGAUAGUCAAGAAAGAGCCUUCUGGGAUGUCCAUAGGCCAGUGCCGGGCUGCGUGAACACAACAGAGAUGGACAUCAGAAAGUGUCGGCGUAUGAAAAAUCCACAGAGGGUCAAAAAGGCAAGAUUCGGAGUUACAGAAGACAGUCAGUCCCAAAGUCCUGUACAUAUGCCCUCCCAACCAGCUCGGAAAACAACAAAAGAUGAUGUCCGGAAGCAAAUAACAUUUCUGAAUGUGCAGAUAGACAGACACUGUUUAAAAAUGUCUAAAGUAGCAGAAAGUUUAAUUACUUAUUCAGAUCAGUACAUUGACUAUGACCCUUUUAUAACUCCUGCUGAACCUUCCAAUCCCUGGAUAAAUGAUGACGCUGUAUUUUGGGACUUAGAAACAAGCAAGGAGCCUUCUCAGCACCGGGUCAAAAGAUGGGGCUUCUCUAUAGAUGAGGUGUUGAAAGAUCCCGUUGGGCGUGACCAGUUUCUUCGGUUUCUGGAAUCGGAAUUCAGUUCUGAAAACCUCAGGUUUUGGUUGGCUGUCCAAGACCUGAAAAAACAACCAUUGCAAGAUGUAGCUACCAGAGUGGAAGAUAUCUGGCAAGAGUUCCUCGCUCCUGGGGCCCAGAGUGCCAUCAACCUGGACUCUCACAGCUAUGAGAUAACAAGCCAAAAUGUCAAAGAUCCAGGGAGGUACACAUAUGAAGACGCACAGGAGCACAUUUACAAGCUGAUGAAGAGCGACAGCUAUGCACGUUUCCUCCGUUCUAACGCUUACCAAGACUUGUUGCUGGCAAAGAAGAAGCCCGAGAAUGAGCAAGGUCGUAGAACUUCUCUAGAAAAGUUCACUCGCAGCGUGGGGAAGUCGCUGGCAGGCAAGCGCCUCACAGGCUUGAUGCAAUCUUCUUGACAGCAUCGUCUCAGCAAGCGGUCGCUGGCAUCUCCGAAGGACAGCUGCACUCACUCAACCUCCUCCACGGCGGAAAUAUCAUUUGGGGGCAAAUGGGUCACUGUGUGUGUGCGUGUCUGUGUGUGUGUGUACGGCUGGGAGUGCAAACGAGAUGGGAAGAGAAAGAGACGGAAGGGAGCACAGGGAAGGCGAAGGAAACCACGAGGGAGAGCCUGGCCCACCCGGAGGUUCCUCUUUUCAUAGUUUACAUCAACACUUUUCUACUUGUACAGCUUUGUAAUGCACUGAGUUCAAUCAAGAUAAUUCUCUGUUUCUCGCUUGAUUUCAGAGGAGCACAACUUGCUGUAUGCAGGAUGCCAACUUAGGCAGAGAUGGUUGGGGGGACUGACUGUGGGUGUCAUUUAAUGUAGGGGCCCUAAGAGAAAUCUUGAUAAAGAUUUGGUUAAGAUCCGUAUUUGUAAUGCAGGCACUUUCUCACACUCAUAUCUCCUCUUGCUGCUGCUGCUGCUGCUGCUGCUGCAUGUGUACAGGCAAAAAUAUCCAUCUUCUGCAUAUCUUGGUAGCCCUGGCAUUAAUUCUCCCUAGCCAUGGAUAAUGGCUAUUGCUGACUUGACAGUAACUUCUCAGAUCUGGAAUCCUUUGCGAAACCUGAAGAGGUUUUUUUCUCCGCCUGAGAGAAUAGUACGCAAUACAGGUGUUGCCAUUCUUGAUUGGAAAUGCAGAUUAAAGUAGGCAAAGGGGAAUUAGAGCAAGAGGAAAGGGUGGUCCAAAAUACCUUUACUCCCUAGCCACAGAAAGAGCUCUUGCUGAUCUUGCGACAUGUCCCCUUUCAUACAACCGUUCGGGUCCAGUAAAAUAAUAAUUGAAAGUUCCCUAAGGAUGGGAGGAAGAAUUCAGUUUUAUCACGAUGAGAUAGUAGACAUAUUAUCAUCCACUUUUUAAAUAAUGGUUUUAAAAGUGCUUUUUAGCUUCUUCACUCACUGUCAGUAAUAUCCGUCCAAAAAUAUAUUUUGGGGUCCUCAGCUGCAUAGAAAGGGGCAAAGCUACUGACUGCCAGCUCAGGAUUUGGUCCAUAAAGCCAGACUCUUAAGCUUCCUGUGAGGGAUCUGAUUUCAGUAGAGUUGCUUUGCAUUUUGCACAAGUAAAAAAUGUUGGCCCUGCUUCUUGGGCGAUAUGAUCAAAAUGUUAUGCCAGGCCUGCACAGCUUGUGUAGCCCAAGCUUAUAGGGUGGCCUGCCAAGUGUUUGGCAGUCUGUCUGUUGUUGCUUUGCAGUUCCAGGAAGGCAGCAAACAUGGAUGGUUUUCUGAACCCCUCACUAUCUGUUGCACACGGCCAGUGGGCUGCAUUCAAGUUUGUUGUAUCACAAGUUGUGCUGGCCUGCUUUAUGCACACAUUCUGUAAAAACACCAUAUUUGAAGAGGUGAUACUGGGUUGGGAAAGAAGUCUUGUCUUUGUUGUGUGGUUGCACUUUCUGCAUACUUCUUCCCAUUUUGUCUGUCUCACGAUUUAGUCACACAGAGUAAACCAAGCUGAUGGGAGAAUUCGAGACAUCUCCCUGCGCUUGUAGGGAGAAAAAGACCAUGUUAGGGUUAUUUAUUCAUUCCUGGACAACUAAGUCGCAAAUAAGUCUCUUUUGUAGAGAAAGGGAGAAAUCAGUCUACAACACUUUGGCUUGGAGGUGAAUGGCUUUUUGCUCAAUGUAAUGGCAUUUGAACGUCUCUCACAAUGUGGCAAUAAGUGAGGAUGGCUUGAAACUGUGUGAUAACUCAGCUAGGUAUGGAAAUAAUAUGGCUGAUUUCCCAGAAUUGUUCUCAAUGCUCUGAGAAAUGGGAGCACAGGGGAACUAGCUAAAAAAAAGUAGUAAAAGGAGACAAAGUACUACUUUAAGUGUAAACUAAAACAAGUUCAAUCUGAUUUGGAUCUGCUUAGCAUCAUAAUGAUGAUCUAAAGCAGUCUUCUCCAAUACUUGGUCUCUGUCUGUUGUUGGACUCCAACUCCCAUCAUCCCCAAGCAGUGUGGCCAGUGCUGAGACAUCUGGUUCAAUAACAUCUGGGGACCUAAGGCUGAGGAAGGAUAGUCUAUGUAGUGUUGAUAUUUUUGUGUUAAAAAUAUUUCAUAAUACCUAUAUUCAUAAAAAUCUUCUUUCCACUUUAAA
This is a messenger RNA of Podarcis raffonei (Aeolian wall lizard), 3662 nucleotides long. RefSeq names its product regulator of G protein signaling 6 (gene RGS6). The record is from RefSeq and is a predicted model, not a curated record. Gene Ontology annotation, biological process: G protein-coupled receptor signaling pathway; regulation of G protein-coupled receptor signaling pathway; intracellular signal transduction. Lineage: Eukaryota; Metazoa; Chordata; Lepidosauria; Squamata; Lacertidae. Bases 44 to 1507 code for a protein of 487 amino acids. Gene Ontology annotation, molecular function: GTPase activator activity. The transcript has 17 exons.